Chelonoidis abingdonii (Abingdon island giant tortoise) is the source of this 1840-nucleotide messenger RNA. NCBI's taxonomy places the organism in Eukaryota, Metazoa, Chordata, Testudines, Testudinidae. The record is from RefSeq and is a predicted model, not a curated record.
CAUAGGCUCUUGAAAGACCUCCUGGACGCCAUGCUGGGGAAGCUGCUGGCAGGGUCUCCAGACACGGGCAGGCUCCACUACAUCUUGGAGCACAUUAACCACUGGAUCGUGUCCAGGGUGUCGGAAGAGAGAGCCAGGGUCAUUAGGAGCAGCAUGGCCCUGCUCAGAUCCACCGUCACCUUCUCUGAGUUUGACAACUCAGCGGAAUUCCCCAGGAUGGGUCACCACGUGGCAGAGCUGGCUCUGUCCCUCAGUGACCCAGCCAAGGACAUCAGCUGGCAGGCCAGGGAAGGGGUUUCCUGGCUCUACCAGCUGCUGCUGCACCAGAGGGGCCUGAUCAUCCAUGAGGCCGAAGACCUGUGGGUCUGGGACUGGCACCAGGGCAGCAGGCUCCUGGGCUACAGGAAAACAGCCACUGUGCGAGAGGUCUUCGGAAAGUUCUUCUCAGAGGGGCGGGGAAGGUUCUUUGUCCGUACGGCAGUGCUGGCCAUCCACGCCCCCCGGCUGCAUGUCAGCCAGGCUGAGCUGGUCCUCACCUGUUCUCUCCUGGGGAAGCCAGCAGCUGAUGGGGGACAAGGCUCUGUGCCAGCCUUUCACACAGAUAUAUCCUGCAGCCAGCCCAGCUCAGGGAGCAGUGGGACUGGUGAUCUCAUCCUGUCAAACCAAGUGGCAUAGGUCUCAUUGAGGCUCAGACAGAAGAUCCUGUGCAUCUCCUGGAGAUAAGAACCGUUCACUCUUCCUGCCACUUGGGGCUCUUGCAACAAAAGGGACACUCCUGCUACAUAUCUUGGUUGGGGAGCUUUCCCUAUCCCUGGAUCCCAGCCCUGGUACAGAGACCUAUUUCUCAUCAUGAUAUCCUCAUGUUAUUCUCAGAGGAUGUAUCCAGGAUCCUGGAGAAUAUUUUCUGCAGGAGGUUUGAGUGGGGAAGAGAUCACUCACUUUCACGACCCAGGGGUCUUCAACCCAGGUCUGCAGGGUUCAUGGGAGCAGCCACACUCCAACCCUCCACCUGGCAGCCUGCUGGAAAUUGCUUACCUAGGACCCAUGAAGUUCAUCCCCAGUUUGAGGCUCCACUCCUAAGGUCCUAUUGGAGAAGUCCCAGAGAAGCUAAUUGGCCCCCUGGCCCUGCUUAAGGCAGCAGCAGGAACAGGAAGCUGACUGAACAUCAGGGCUGCUCCCUGUUCUGGACCGUUUGCUGCCUGUUUCUGCUGCCAUUCCCCUGGUUUGAUUUCCUGGCAUCUGAUUUGUGGUUGUGAUCGCAAGUUUGUCUUUUGCUUCUGAUCUUCCAGUAUCCUGACCCAGCUGACUCUCGACUCCUGUCAUGUGAGUGUGGACUCUGGCUCUGACCAGUAGUUCUGGCUGUCCUUGACCCAGCCAUGACAUUGACUUUUGUACAAUUUCUCCAAUGCCCUUUUCUGUUCUACAGCAAGAUACACCAGUCCCUUGUCUCCCCAAGUCCCAGUUGCCUGCUCUUCAAGGGCUGAUGGGUAGUGCUUGUAUUGCCCCCACCCCCACCCCAGCUGCUUUUCCUAUGGGAAUCUCCCUAGAGCAGAAGAGAAAUCUGCUCUUCUCUUGGGAUCAGUCCCAGCAAUAAUUCCAGCCUCCCUGGCCUCAGCUCAGCUACUUUGUUUACCUGGGAUCAGGGACCACUUUUGAAGCUCUUAGCCUGUGGGUGGAGGUGGGAGCAGAGGCUGAAGCUAUAGCAGUUUCCAUGGAAGAACAUCACCCUGUCUUUCUACGGUCUGACUAGGGCUCCCUAUCUAUCUUGGAGCUGAACCCCAGAUGGGAACUGAUAAAUUGUCCUUGGUGGGCUAUGUUCUUGUGUGUGAUGGAGCUGUGU